Micromonas commoda is the source of this 1098-nucleotide messenger RNA. RefSeq lists its product as hypothetical. Lineage: Eukaryota; Viridiplantae; Chlorophyta; Mamiellophyceae; Mamiellales; Mamiellaceae. The transcript is spliced from 2 exons. The record is from RefSeq and is a predicted model, not a curated record. Bases 190 to 693 code for a protein of 167 amino acids.
UUAGAGGACAAAUUACUCGUAAUAACAACGUUAACGUAUUCUAUAAGGCUUUUACCUUCGUACCAAUCAAGGCACUGAACCAAAAAAAGGCCCGUACUGGUAGAACUGGUGGCUUUGUCAGGGGUAUUCGGAUAAGAGUUUACCGACGCCAGAGUACCCAACUCCGCUUCGGUCGUGAAUCAACAAAUUAUGUCAUACACGACGGGGCAUUACAUGAAGGCCGUACCCUUCCGGCCGAAGCGCAACGCAUGCCUGAAGCCAGAUGGCGGUCAUAUCUCUGCUACCCAACCCGCCGCCAUCAAGUUACGAUGCGAAAGCGGCGCGUCUUGUAGCUCCAGCCACUUUGCGGCUAUGGAAGUUCAGCUUGUCCUUUGUCGCCGGCACGUCAAAAAGUCAUCUGAUGGUGCCUCCAUCGUCUUAGGCCCGCAACCUGAUACUGAAGAAGAAGGGUCCGCGCUAGACUUUCCGGAGGAGUACGUAAGGGCCGUUCCAAGUCGUCGACCCGAUAUCUUUCCCGAUCUGAAAGAGCCGAAGCAACCGAUGCCAAAUCCAAUGCCCGCUGAUCCAGAAAUGCCCGAUGAAGAGGAGGAGGAGGAGGAAAGAAAGAAAAGCCCAGGUGAACCCGGAACAGAUCCAGACGAAGAUGAGGAUAAUCCCAAACCAGCCAAGAAAGAUGACGAAGAGGAUGCGUAGUUCGUCCACGUUUGGCGCCAUCGCAAGUUCGGCAUGCCAUACCUGACAACAUGUCCAAAAGGUGUAGAUGUUCCAAGCUGCAAAACCCAGCGGUUGAAGCCAUGAUUCAAGUCCUUAACAGAGUACUGUUUCACGCGAACUAGGUUGUUCUUAUUUGUUUUGAAAAGAAAUCGUGCGCUUCAAUCACACUUUAUGUUGGCAUAACACGCUGCCCACUUGACAAGAAUGCCGAGAUUCACCUUUCAGCCGUGGACAAGACUGGUCAAGAUCUACGUGCUUUUUGACCAUAUGAGUGGUGUCUUGAGAGCUCUGCCUCCGGUCAGAGGAACACUUUCAGGCUAGGGCAUUCCUUGAAUACUUUCCGAAGGCCGUUGCCAGCAAAUUGUUAGACUGGAUGAGCACACA